AUGUAUUUUUUAGGAACGUGGCAGUCUGCCACUGGGUAUAAAAUGGAUGAAGAGGAGGAUGGCAAACAAAUCCGAGAAAAGGUGGAAAAAUAUAUGCGAAUGUUAAAUAAUGAUAGUAAAAUUGGUCAUGCCUUGCGGCGUUUGGCAACUGUUGACAUGACGUUAGAAUUAUUAUCAGAAACAGGAGUAGGCAAAGCAGUGAAUCAACUAAGAAAUCACGAACAGUAUGGUGAAAAAGCACUGAAAAUUGUUGAAAAGUGGAAAGAUAUGGCACGAAGCUAUGGUCUGAAACAACGAAGGAGACGAUCAGUAUCACCAACUUCGGAACAGGCAAGUUCAUCAAAAAAAAUGGCGAAAGAAAAACGGAAGGAGAAGAAGGAAAAUAAUGUUUGUGAAAGUACUUGUAUGGAAGUAGUUCGUAAUGGUAAAGAAAAGUUAUCAAACAAUGAAAUCGAGAACGUAUGUUCAGGCUUGAGUUUUGCUGAUAUGUUAGCACGAGCAGAUACUGCUAAACCUUUCAAACCGAAAAGAAUGAAAGCAGACUGUAAUGAAUGGAAGUCUUGCAAAGUAGAUAUUAAUUAUAGGCCCUCAAAAGUACUGAAUUUUGAACCUACACCAAAAGAGCACCGUCCAACUAUAUCUGAAGCAGCCUCGAUGGAUGCUGCAAUGUUCAAACCUCGUAAAUCAGUACGUAAGAUUUAUGCUGGCAGAUCAAGAGUUGAUGGCCUGAGGGAAGUACCAACGUUGCAAAACAUAUGUAUUAAAUUAUUGAUAGCUAACAUUGAUGCCAUUGAAGAAGUUGGUGAUACGCCAUACUUUUUAUUGAAACCAGUGCUUGAAAAAUGCUCACUAAAUCAAUUGUGCUCAAUCGAAAGGCGUAAUCCACAACUAAUGGAAGAUACUGAUGAAUUAUGGGAAAAAUUUGUUAAUCGAACUUUUCCGAAGUACGAAACAAAAGAUGAUGAAACGUGGAGAGAGUGUUAUCAUCGCAUAUGUAAUGAAAAUGACCGCAAAUUGAAGAUGCUUUCAUCUAAAAUAACUCAACAUAAUAAACAAACAUCUGCACCAGUAAAAACAGCUCUUCUUGCGGAUGCAAAAGCCCCUCGUGAAGUUCGUCGUCGUCAAAUGCGCUACGGUACUCAAAAUAAUAAUUGUCCGCUGCCAUCUGCUAGUGAGAUAUCUAAAGCUCGCAAGGAUAUUUUUGAUAAAGGUAGCAAAGAAGCACUAGCAAGUUUACCCCACUCAGUUAGAAACAUAAAUUCUCCAUUAGGCUCGCAUUUGGAAAAGAAAACGCUACCAAAGAAGGGAGCUUUAAUGAUAAAAACAUUGAAAAUGCUAAAAGGAAAGCGUAGAUAA
This is a messenger RNA of Thelazia callipaeda (thelaziosis nematode), 1356 nucleotides long. Lineage: Eukaryota; Metazoa; Nematoda; Chromadorea; Rhabditida; Thelaziidae. The record is from the annotation of a GenBank genome assembly.